Sinocyclocheilus grahami is the source of this 2124-nucleotide messenger RNA. Its product is annotated as terminal uridylyltransferase 7-like. Bases 3 to 2096 code for a protein of 697 amino acids. The record is from RefSeq and is a predicted model, not a curated record. NCBI's taxonomy places the organism in Eukaryota, Metazoa, Chordata, Actinopteri, Cypriniformes, Cyprinidae. The transcript is spliced from 16 exons. Gene Ontology annotation, molecular function: RNA uridylyltransferase activity.
GCAUGAGCCUGAAGUUCAGAUGUGAUAAGUGUAAGGUGUACUGUGAUGACAUGUCACCAGCGCUCAGUCACAUCCGAGAAAGAGCCCACAGGAAGAAAGCCAAGGAGCUGCAGAAGCUGACGCUGCUGUUGAAGAUCCCUCCUCCUGGAAAAGCCCAGUGUCAUUCGCUCAGCUCGGCUCUGGAAAGUGUGGUCGCUGAGUUCGGUUUAAACGAUCCGGAUAUGAAACGACGGCAGAACAUCCUCACUCUCGUUGAGAAAGUCCUUCAGCCUGUCCUUCCAGAUUGCAAGUUCAGGUUAUACGGAUCGUCCUGCACAAGAUUUGGCUUCAAAGACUCUGAUGUAAACAUUGAUGUGAAGUUUCCAUCACAUUUCCAGCAUCCUGAUGUUCUGCUUGUGGCUCAAGAGCAUCUCUCUAAAAGCGCUCUUUUUGUCAGUGUGGAGGGAGACUUCCACAGGAGGAUGCCUGUAGUCGUGUGCAAAGAGAAAUCAAGUGGUCUGAUCUGCAAAGUCAGCGCAGGCAAUGAAAGUGCAUGCUUGACAACAGCAUAUUUGACUGAGCUGGCGAAUCUAGAACCACAACUCGUCCCGCUGGUCGUAUGCUUUAGAUACUGGGCUAAGAUCUGUUGUGUUGACCAGAUGGAAGAAGGUGGACUUCCAUCCUACUGCUUUGCCCUCAUGGUCAUCAGCUUCCUGCAGCGAUGCAAAGAACCUGUCUUACCUUCAUACCUAGAAUCUGUGGGUUUGCACGUGAGUAAACUGAAGAGUUUCUCCUUAACUGGAGUUGAAAAAGGACAUGUGCUUUGGGUAUAUGAUCAAACCUCAAGCGACUCGUCCCAAGAUAAAGCUGUCAAGAAGGGAAAGUGUCCGCUGGUUUUCAAUGGCCGCAGUCCUUCUGUGCUGCUAGGGAAGCUGUGGAUCGAGCUAUUACGAUAUUAUUCACUGGAAUUUCAAAUACCUGAGAAAGUCAUUAGCGUGCGCACAAACGGUGACCUAUGGCGUGAUCUGAAAGACUGGCCCAAAAAGAGGAUUGCAAUAGAAGAUCCAUUCGCCAUCCAGAGGAACGUGGCCCGGAUGUUGAGUAGUCAGAUGAUGUUUGAGUAUUUGGUGCAUUGCCUCAAAACAACUUACAAGUACUUCGCUUCUCCUUCAAAAAGCCCAGCAGGGAAGGUCAGUUCAAGCAGUCAGUCUGGCAAAUCUGUGAGAGCUGCGAAUCAUGUUGAUUCAGUGAAGAGAAGCCCGAGAGUGGCAGCGGAGGGUUUGAACAGGUCCCGUGUGAGGUCCAGUCCGCAGAGCGCAGAAGAGCUGGAAGACUCGGACUGCGUGAUUGAGCUGGAGCGGGACGAGGAGCACACACACACACAGACUGAGGGUGAAGAUGAGGAAGAUGAAGGGUCUGGAUGUGAUCAUUGGGGCGAUGAGAUCUUCCCGUUCGAGCGGGAGAUGAGUGAUGAUGGGGGGUCUGAGGAAGCAGCGUCUGUCCUAAAUAAACCCAAAGCUGAGCUUACCAAAUCCGAAUCUUCUCCGACGGCUCCUGAAGGAUUUCAGUAUGUCUUCAGCAAGCGGUUCUUCAGUAAUGGCAAGUCCCCCGUUCUGAUAUGCAGCCUUUGUAAGAGCGAUGGGCAUUCGAAACAGGACUGUCCCGAGGACUUCAAACGAAUGGAGCUUGAACCCCUUCCACUUAUGACUCUAGACUUCCUCCAGAUCCUCAAUGAAGUCUGUGAGCAAUGCUACCGUGACUUUGCACCAGAUGAUGUGGAGGUGAAAGUCAGAGAACAUAUUUUACAAGAUUUCGAGACUUUCCUGAGAUGCCAAGUGCCAGGAGCCAAGUUGGUUUUGUUUGGCUCGUCCAAGAAUGGGUUUGGCUUUAAACAGAGCGACUUGGACAUCUGUAUGACUCUAGACGGCCAGGACACAGCAGAGGGUUUGGACUCCAUGGCUGUUAUCGAGAGUUUGGCUAAAGCGCUGCGGAAACACCACAGCCUGAGAAACAUCCUACCUAUUACUACCGCAAAAGUCCCAAUUGUGAAGUUUUACCACACCAAAACUGGACUAGAGGGAGAUAUAAGCUUGUACAAUACACUGGUGAGAGAAUAAACCCGACACAACACUAUUAAAUGGACGU